GCAGUCUAGUUGCGGGCUGCUGUGCUGUUGCUGUCGUGGCGUGGCUGGUCGCGCCAGGCGGGGAACUUCACCACACUGGAGCCCGGAGUCCCACUCUCUCACCUGCGCAGUUCGGAGCUGCCAUGGGUCUCUCGCCUGGAUUUACUGUCCUAAUUAUUCUACCGGCCUUUCUGCUGCACACCAGCGGCCUUUACAUCGCCAGUAGCGUUGACUCCCUGCAGCAUGUCCUGGGGGAGUAUGGACUGGUGAGGCCGAUCAGUGUGGACGCAGAGGGCCGCUUCCUGUCACACGCCGUCUCGGCUGGCCGCAUGGCAGGAGGGCAGUCCCGUAGGCGCCGGAGGAGGGAGGUAGGAGUAGGCAAUGAUGAGUGGGAAGGACCAAGAGGAGAGCCCGUGGCCUUUCAGGAAAGGCUUUACUACAACGUCACAAUCUUCGGCCGGGAAUUCCACCUGCGCCUGCGCCACAACUCCAGGCUGGUGGCCCCCGGAGCCAAGAUGGAGUGGCACGAUGACAGCGACAGCACCCGGCACUCUGAGCCACUACACGACGAGUGCUUGUACGUGGGGGACAUCACAGACACGCCAGGAGCCUCUGUUGCUAUCAGCAACUGUGACGGCCUGGCUGGUAUGAUCAGGAUGGAGCAAGAAGAGUUUUUUAUCGAGCCAGUGGAGGGGGGCGAUGGAGUGAUAGAAGAGGAGGAGGAGGGAGGAGGAGGAAGGACACACAUCGUCUAUCGCUCUUCAGCCGUAAAGAAAGUGCCCAUCAGCAGCACGGCAGCAGACUUCCACUCCAGAGGUGCUGAUCUCGGUGGUCUGAUGGACCUGGAGUCUUUGUACCGUGGCGUGGAGCAGAGUAUCAACCACACACGAGCAGGGCGAAUGCGCAGACAGAGCCUUGACAGGGCCUACAACAUCGAGGUGCUGCUGGGUGUCGAUGACUCGGUGGUCCAGUUUCACGGGAAGGAGAACGUCCAAAAGUACCUGCUAACACUCAUGAACAUUGUGAAUGAGAUCUACCAUGACCAGUCUUUGGGAGCAAAGAUUAAUGUGGUGCUGGUGCGGAUUAUCAUGCUGGGGCACGGCAAGUCCGUGAGUUUGAUCGAACUGGGGAACCCAUCUCAGAGUCUGGAGAACGUGUGUCGCUGGGCCUUCCUGCAGCAGAAGCAGGACACAGGGGACGCUGAGUAUCACGAUCACGCCAUCUUCCUCACACGACAGGAGUUUGGACCGACAGGCAUGCAGGGUUACGCCCCAGUGACAGGCAUGUGCCAUCCAGUGAGGAGUUGCACUUUGAAUCAUGAGGACGGUUUCUCUUCUGCCUUUGUGGUUGCACACGAGACCGGACACGUGCUCGGGAUGGAGCACGAUGGUCAGGGGAACCGCUGUGGAGACGAGGUGCACAUGGGCAGCAUCAUGGCUCCACUGGUGCAGGCUGCCUUCCAUCGCUUUCACUGGUCCAGAUGUAGCAUGCAAGAGCUGGGACGUUACCUUCAUUCCUAUGACUGUCUCCGUGACGACCCCUUUGACCACAACUGGCCAUCGCUGCCUCAGCUUCCUGGUUUGCACUACUCCAUGAACGAACAGUGUCGCUUUGAUUUUGGUGUGGGCUACACGAUGUGCACCGCGCUACAAAAGGCGGGCCAGUCAGGAACACAGUAUCGCACAUUUGACCCAUGUAAGCAGCUGUGGUGUAGCCACCCAGAGAAUCCCUUCUUCUGCAAGACCAAGAAAGGGCCGCCCAUUGAUGGCACCACGUGCGGGAAUGGGAAGCAUUGCUUUAAGGGUCACUGCAUCUGGUUGACACCUGACAUCAUAAAACAAGAUGGAAACUGGGGUUCCUGGAGUGAGUUUGGUCAGUGCUCCCGCACCUGUGAUGGAGGAAUACAGUUUCGCACACGCGACUGUGACAAUCCCAGACCAGCUAACGGAGGCCGUACCUGCGUUGGGGCGACAUACCAGUUCCAGAUGUGUAACACGAACGAGUGUGAGGACAUAUACAGUGACCCGCGAGAAGAACAAUGCCAUGCUUGGGACCCCCGCUUUGAAAUCCACAGCAACAAUAAGCACCACUGGCUGCCUUAUGAACACACAGACCCUAACAAACGCUGCCACCUGCAUUGCCAAUCCAAGGAGACCCGAGAUGUGGUCUUCAUGCAGAGAAUGGUCCUGGACGGCACACGCUGCUCAUACAAGGACCCGCACAGUGUGUGUGUGCGUGGCGAGUGUGAGAAAGUGGGCUGUGACGGUGUGGUGGGCUCCUCGAAGCAGGAGGACAAGUGUGGCGUGUGUGGAGGAGACAACUCCAGCUGCAAAACCUUCAAAGACACCAUCACACGCACUGCCAAGAAACAAGGUUUCCUCAAAGUUCUUGAAAUCCCCAGAGGAGCGAGACACCUACUCAUUCAAGAGCUGAAAGCAACCUUACACACUUUAGCUGUAAAGAAUGUGGCAUCAGGACUGUUCUUCUUGAAUGGGGAAAAUGAAUACCCAGAAUCCCACUCGGUCAUAGAAAAGGGCGUGGAAUGGGAAUAUGAGAAUGACAAUGACAAGGAGACACUUCAGACCACUGGUCCUCUCAGACAUGGAAUUCUGAUCAUGAUGAAAUUACAUGGAGAUGAGGAUGUGAAUUUGUCUUAUAAGUACAUGAUGAACAUGGACAGUGACUCUGCCAUUCAGAACAACAUGCUGGUAGAGGACAGUGCCUACGAGUGGGCGCCAAAGAAAUGGUCCUACUGCUCUAAACCCUGCGGCGGAGGGAAGCAGUACCUGCGGUACGGGUGCAGAAGAAAAGUUGACAGUAAGAUGGUUCGCAAGAGCUUCUGUAACAAAUCCAACAUGAAACCUAGAGGAGACACCAGAGACUGCAACAUGAAGCCCUGCCCUCCACCCAUCUGGGUGACAGGGGAGUGGCAGAACUGUAGCAAACCAUGUGGAAAGACUGGAAUGCAAAUCCGCUCGGUCACCUGUGUCCAGCCGUCAGAUGACAACACCACACGAGCCAUCCACAAUAAACACUGCAAUGACAACCGGCCCGAGACUCGCAGACCCUGCAACCGACACCCCUGCCCCACCCAGUGGAGGGUCGGGCCGUGGUCACAGUGCUCUGUGACAUGUGGUAAUGGGACCCAGCAGAGGCAGGCUCUGUGCCACACCAGGGACAACACCAUCGGCCUGUGUCUGGACAGUAAGCCUGACACCAUCAGAGUCUGUCGCCUGGAUCCAUGUCCCAAGGGCUCAUCGGACCUCAACAAGAACGGCAACAUCCUGAUCCAGUGGCUGUCUCGCCCCAACCCCAACUUCCCGAAGAUCUCUUCACGCCAGCGUUGUCAUGGAGACCGCUCCGUGUUUUGUCGUAUGGAAGUGCUGAAGCGCCACUGCUCUAUACUGGAGUUCCAGCGCAUAUGCUGCAAGUCCUGCAGCAAUGUGACCAUUACAGAGCCCCUACCCAACACUACCUCUACAUCCACCCCCAUCACAGCCAUCCUGCCCAGUGUUACAGCCCCUCCACCUACCAGCAGCAGCUCUGCCUUCAGCACCACCCAACCCAACAGAGCUGUCAUCACCACCAUUUCAGCUUCAACCAUCAAUCCCUGGACCACCACUCAUCCUCCUUCCACCACCACCAGUGUUCCUCAUUCUCAUCCUCCAAUGACCACCGGUGCUACUUUACUCCCCACUACCUUAUCCAUAACAACUGCCUCAAUUAUUAAAACUUCUCCCAGUGUAACUACUAACCCCCUACCUCUGCCUGCCCCUGACAUAGGCGAUGGCACAGACCCAGAGUUACAGAGCACUACAAGUAAUCCAACAACAUCUGGCAUGAUAUCUACCACACACCUUCCAAGAACAAUCAGUCCAACUAUGACAAAUCCAACAGAAAGCAGUACAAAAACAGAUACCCCAUUAAAGUCCAAGCCCAAAAAGAGUCCACCAAAGAAAAAUCCCAAAAAGGUGAUUCCACUUAAGAUCAACCCUAAAAAGAAUUAUCCACUUAAAAAUACUACAAGAAAAGAUGUUCCACUGAAGAUCAACUUUAAAAAGAAUAUUGCACCAAAAAAUACUACCAGGAAAGAUGUUCCACCAAAGGUCAACUCCAAAAAGAAUACAACAUUCAAAAAUACUACCAGAAAAGAUGUUGCACUAAAGAUCAACCCUAAAAAGAGUACUGCACCAAAAAAUACUACCAAAAAAGAUCUUCCACCAAAGAUAACCCCUAAAAAGAACACUACAUCCAAAAAUACCACCAAAAAAGAUAGUCCACCAAAGAGCAAUCCUGAAAAGACAACAAACACCUCUCCUAACUCUACCACUGUUGUUCCUCACUCCACCCCUCCUUCACUAAUUACGACACAUAUUAUCACCACUCAUCCUCCACCCUCCACAGGUGUUUCUCAUUCUACCCCACUUGCUACCCCACAUGCUACAAAGAUGGUUACCACUCAUCCUCCAGCGACCACCAUUGCUCCUGUCUUCCCCACUACCUUUUCCUUGGCAACCACCUCAAUUACUACAGCUUCUCCCAGUGUUACAACUCAUCUCCUACCUCUACCUGCCCCAAACAUAGAUGAUAACACAGACCCAGAGUUACAGAGCACGGCAAAUAGUCCAACAACAUCUGGAAUGAUAAGUAACACACACCUAACAGCAACAACCAGUCCAACUAUGACAAAUCCUACAGAGAGCAGUACACUAACAGACGCCCUACUAAAGUCCAAGUCCAAAAAGAUUCCACCAAAGAAAAACCCCAAAAAGGUGAUUCCACCAAAAAUCAAUCCUAAAAAGAAUACUGCACUUAAAAAUACUACCAGAAAAGAUGUUCCACCAAAGAUUAAACCGAUAAAGAAAACAGACGCUACUCCAAAACAAACAACCCUAGGAGACAGCAAUCCCCUAAAAAUGACACCAGAAAAAACAACUCCCAAAAAGACUACUCCACCAGGCAUUACUCCCAAAAAGACUACUCCUCUUAAGUCUCCUCUGGCAAAAACUACUCCCAAAAAGACUACUCAGGCAAAAACUACUCUCAAAAAGACUACCCCACCAAAAACUACUCCCAAAAAGACUACUCAGGCAAAAACUACUCUCAAAAAGACUACCCCACCAAAAACUACUCCCAAAAAGACUACUCAGGCAAAAACUACUCUCAAAAAGACUACCCUGGCAAAAACUACUCCCAAAAAGAUGACUCUGGCAAAGACUAUGCCCAAAGAUACUCCUCUAUUGAAGACUACUCCAGAGAAAAAACCCAAACCCACACUCAAAAAAGAGUCUCCGCCAAAGGCCAAGAGCAUUCAAGCAAAGACAAAAGUUACAAAGAAAACACAAAUGAAAGAUCAAAAGAUCCCAAAACUAGGUCCCAAAAAUGUCACACACUCUCAGGCCAAGGUCAAUCAGAAUAAGGCAAAGACUAAUCCAAAAAAGAAAACACUAACAACAAUUAAUUCCUAUUAUACCACAGCUCCCAUUCCAUAUACAAGUCCAGAACAACCGAGAGAGUACUUUUCUUCCACUAUCUCCUCCAGUACUAGUGUAUAUGCAACAACUGUAGACGUGCAUUUCCCCGAGUCUAGGAUUAAUGUCACAUACAUCAAUAACAACACAGCAACUACAGAUGAAACUCCACUGUGGUAUCAUGACACUUCAGCCACAAAACCCCACACUUUUGGUGAUGUCGUAACGCCAGCUGGAACUGCUCACUUUGAAGAAGUCAACAUGCCUAGUGGGACCGUGCCAUAUGGUGACGUCACAAUUACCAGCAGUGGUGAUAUCACAGUAACAAGUGGGACCAUUCCCAGUGGUGAUGACAUCACGGUGUCUUACAGCAAUGGGGCAGUGGUCAGUGACACUAUGGUGUUAGACGAAGGCCUCAAUAUGGUGAUCCCAACCAUUGACAGUGAGGAUAUGAUGGACCUUGCUUCCUCGCCCUGGCAAGACUUAUCUGAGUACAUCCCUGUGAGCUUCCCUGUUCCCACAACAACCUCAGACCUUGCCACAGUCUCUCCUCCCACCACAAUAACUCUGACAACAGAAAAAACAGCCAUCACCACCAUCACCCCACCUCAGCAAAGACCAGAGGAGAACGGUGAGGACAACUCGAUUGACAUAAUAUAUAACAGGAUCAUCGGCGUAGAUAACGACAUCUCCCAGAACAAUCUUAUCCCAAAGCGUCGGGUCAACCUUCGAGAGAGGACCAAGAACAAACGCAUUCAGGAGCUUCUGGAGGAAAAAAGGAACUUUCUCCUCAGGAUGAAGAGAGGCCAUGCAGCAUGAUAGACCGAGCCUUUUCAUUUCUCUUAUAGAGAUGUGCAGUUUAAACCAUUUUGAAUUGCCAUGAUGAUUUCCAUCAGGCCUUUGUGCACAAAAAAAAACACUUUCUGUCAUAUCACUCCCAUGACGGUCAGGACUGCAGACAGAGAAUAUUGUGGCCAAAUGUUUGAACAGUUGCUUCGAACAAAGAAAAGCCCUUCAGAGUACAGACUGUUGCAGAUUUGAAGCAAAUCGCAUCACCUGUGUAAAUACAAUAAUGAGAAACAGAAGGGAUGAAAAGUGUACAUCCAGUUUGCCAGUUUGACCAGCACUUUACAAAUCCAAGCUUUUAUCCCCCCAAACCACUCACAGUCUUGUUUUCUGGAUCUACAACGCUGAUGUAGAUAAGGUGUAAUGUUGUUUGUAGAAUGGUAUUAUCCCUAUUGGCACUUGUUGAGCAACAAAAUCUACCACCUAGAAUCCAAAUCUCCAUCUCUAUAUUAUACUACAGCCAAGGACUGCAGCUCAUUUCCCCACAAACACAUAAUAUAACUCCUGUAGGACCAGAUGAACAUGUUUAACACUCUAAAUACCAUAUACACACUGCAAAUUGGAGCUUUUGGAAACCUGAAAGCAAUAUGGUAAUCUGAUAUGAUCAGCAAGUCAAAGUUUCCCUUUUGGUUUAAUUGAAUUGUAUAAAGUUUACACUGCCUGGAUUGUGUUUUAUUUUCCGAAGCUAACGUCUGUCUGACUGCAAAGGGUCUCUCAUCUCUCAGGAAGUUAAAUAACAGUAUAUUGAGGGACAUUGCCAAACAUGUGGUGCUUCCUGAAUUUUGAUGAUAUAUUUUGAUAUCUCAUUAAGCUAGGUGGAAAAAACAAAAUAAUGAAGAGAAAAAAACUAUUGUGAUUGCAUUUUUUGUUUUUCUUUUAUAACGGUCAGUCAAGUAUGGUGCUUUUUUUUUGUCAGUAUUGCUGAAAGCGUUGUCCCUUGUGCAUUCAUUUAUGUACAAAAAAAUACAAAAUUGUAAUCAUAGAUAAACAAGCCUGUUUGUAUUAACUGUAUCCAAAUAGAAGCUUUGAGGGCCAGUUUGUUUUCUUUUCUAAAAAUGUUAUUAUUGGUACAUCUCUAACUUGCAGCAGCUGCAAAAGCAUCUACGGAUCUUUCUGUACGAUAUCUGUACAUAUGAAAAAGAACUUAAUGUUAAAUAUUUAUUAAAGUUUAAGUG
This is a messenger RNA of Plectropomus leopardus (leopard coralgrouper), 7471 nucleotides long. Its product is annotated as A disintegrin and metalloproteinase with thrombospondin motifs 2. Gene Ontology annotation, biological process: proteolysis; extracellular matrix organization. NCBI's taxonomy places the organism in Eukaryota, Metazoa, Chordata, Actinopteri, Perciformes, Serranidae. Gene Ontology annotation, cellular component: extracellular matrix. Gene Ontology annotation, molecular function: metalloendopeptidase activity. The record is from RefSeq and is a predicted model, not a curated record.